AUGAGGCUAGUGAGAUACCUCAUGAGGAACUCCCAUCUCCUUCUUGAGACGAUGGAGCAGAGCUGGUGCCCCUCUGUACCCCUUCAGAUUAUCCCUGCCCAUGCGGAUCCAGCACCGAUGAGAAACCAUGUUGCAACCGAGAACAUCCAGCCCAACAUAACAGACUCCAUACGUGAUGGUCUCACAAUUGCACAGCAAGAAUUCAAAGGAGGAGACCAAUUUACAGCUCAUGAGAUCUUAGUGGGGCAUUUGGAGAAGUAUUUGGAGCUAUGUUGUGCUGGAGAAAAAGAUGAGGAAAACUGUUUGCAACAGUUUGAAAAGCUGCACCGUGAUCUGACCGAUUCAUUGUUGCUUCAUCUUUCAAAAGUGUUGGAAGGAAAUCCACCCCCUGAAAUGGGAAACAACCAUCAGAUGGAACAGGCAUUUUUCAAGAUGCUCCCUAUCAUAGAAAAAGAGGACGCCAUGGAUGCAAGAUGCAUUGAGAGUGAUAGGGCAGGCCUCAAGUUUCCUUGGAGACCCAUGAGGUGGAAGGAAAAAGUAUAUCUGAAGAUGGAGACCCUGCUACCUUUGAGAAUCAAGAAUUUUCAGCCCCCACCUCAGAGUGAAUCUCUGGAAGAGUUCAUAUCCUACUUGAAAGAACUAAAGCAGAUGGCAUGCUCUGACAUCAGGGUCUUGGAGAAACUUGCCUCUCGUUCCCCAACUCCUCAUUAUAAUAUAUGCAAGGACUUCAUUCAGAUGUACCACAGGUGCCUUGCAAAUCAACUAAAAGGGGUGAUCCCAUUGGACCCUUACCAUUAUAAACCUGCCAGAGAAUGGGUCCUGGAGCUGAAUUCAGGCAGUGAAGAGGUGUUCAAUUUCAAGGAUGAAUAUGCUCCCAUUUGGAAUGAAUGGGAGAGAGGAUUUAUUAUGAAACAUGAAGAACACUUGUCAAAAACACUGGAUAAGGCAGUGAAGAAAUGGCACAACACCGGUGAAAAUGAUGAUGAUGAUGGUGUCUCCACUUUGAGUGAAGUGGUUCCAUCAGGAUAUUUUGGUCUAAGGUGCAACACCACCACCUUGGAAACUAUUUUUCCAGCCUGCAUUGACCAGAUUAUCCAAUUCCUAUACAAGUGUAAGGAUGAAGUCAAGAAGUACAAGGAUGAGUAUAUUCAAGAUCCCAAUAAGUACCCAUGUUUCACCAAGUACAUGGUGGAUGUUGUAAAUGACAUGCUGGAGAUCCCCGGAAGGUUUUAUUGGCAUCCUGAAAACUUCAAGUCCAAGGUGGAAAAACUCAAAGCUGUUGCAUUGGAGGUACGAGAUGAAGUAGCAAGGAUGCUCGGGCUCCUUGGGGCUAUCGAUCUGGAGAAGGACAUUGCCCAUGUUUUCAACAGCAACCAGCUUGAUGGUGAAAGUGCAGCAAAUACUAUCUCAGCGAUCAUGGAUAAAUUUUUCUACAAACAUGAGCACCUUAGAAGAGAGAACCUUAUCCCCAUUGCUCGCAUGUUCGCGGACAUGAGCAAAACUGCCAUGCUGAGCAGGGAGCAGCAGCAGCUAACAUCAACCACAAGUCUGCCUAAGAGAAAGAGGGAGGACUGGAAAGGACUUGGCCAUGCAGAUUACUUCCAAAAAAGGAAAAAGCAGAAGGUUAUAAAGAACAAAGCAAAUAUUUACAUGCCUGACAACAUGACAAAGGGGACCGGAUCAGGUGUUCAGUGUGAGGAAUCUCCUUUGAAGAAUAGGGAGACUACAAGAUUGCAAAAGGAGAAUGGGGAGUUGAGGCAAAUGGUUGAAAAACUUCAAGAGAAGAACCAAGAACUGGAGAUAAUGCUCCAGAAGAAUUUGGAAAUUAUACCUGCUACCAUCAAGCAGACAAUUACAGAGCAGCUUACAUCUGUUCUAAACCAAAGACUGCUGUCUGCAAGUUCCAUACCUCCUGCUCCAACAGUACCAAAACUUGUUGAGAAUGGACUGGAGACUGAUGUUCCAUGCAAUGAGCCUGCUACUGCUCCAAGUGGAGAUGUCCCCAUUUCUCUUAGUGAGGAGCAACAAGUGGAGCUGCAGCAUUAUCAGCAUCAAUUUGGUCACUACACAGCUAAACUAAUGCGAAUGAAGUUCACAAGUGAGGAACUGCAGAGAUGCAGCAUUUUUGGAAGAGAACGAAAGGGACAGAAGCCUAGGGAACCCUUGCCCGAAGAAAUGCGCCAAUUUGUCGAAAAUCACUUGAGAGAAAAAUUUGGGAAGUCUCUUACUGAGGUCCGGAGUAAAAUGUCCCAGAUAUUGAGAGACCAACGGAGCUCCAAGAAGAAGUCCUAGUCUUCUGGCCCAAUCUUUGAGAAAUGCACGGUUGAUGGAUGAUGUGUCAAUGUAAAUUAUUAUAUAUGAAAUAAAUUGCUUUUUAUUUUUA
Darwinula stevensoni is the source of this 2383-nucleotide messenger RNA. Lineage: Eukaryota; Metazoa; Arthropoda; Ostracoda; Podocopida; Darwinulidae. The record is from the annotation of a GenBank genome assembly.